AUGGAAAAUGUUUGUCUUCCAUCGGGAAAAAAGCUGAAGGACUUGAAAGUGGUCGCCUUACAGAAAGAGCUUGGAAAGAGAAGGCUGUCCAAAGUUGGAAAGAAAGUGGAAUUAAUCGAACGCCUGGCUCGUGUUUUGAAUGCUGAGAUCCUUGAUGAUGAAGAGACAGAAGAGCUUGCCGAACAGAGCAAGGAAACCAUAAUAAUUACUAACGAUGUUGAGGAAGUAGAGAACUCACGAAAACUACAUGAGGAUGAGCAGAUGGUAGAUGAUGAACCAAAAGCGAAAAGCGAAAAUGAGAAUGAGAAUGAGAAUGAUGAGCCGAAAGUGAACUAUGUAGAUGAAGCCUCAUUCUUAUCGAAUGACUCCGUAGUUGAAAUAUCGCCAAUCGUUUCGAAAACCCCUAUCAGAAAGUUGUCGGUGUCUGCUAAAAAAAAGAGAAAAAGCUCCACUCCAAGAUCAACGGCACCUACACCUAAAACGCCACUUGUUAGCAAGUCAAAGUUGGGGUCAGAGAAACGAAAAACAAAAACGCCACCAUCGGUUCGUGAAGAAGUUGACACAAUGGAAGAAUCUGAGUUUCUUUCUGAUGAUGGCAAGUCCCCCUCAUCUUCGUUAUCACCUGUUUCUUCAGAUGAUUUUGUACCUGUAGCAGUAGAGGAGACGAAGAGAGUUCAGAUUACCGAACCAGUACUAGAGACUGUUGAGCUCAAAGGUUUAUUGAAGAAGAAGAUGAGAAAACAAUCGAGAACGCCUCUGUUAGGAUCCAUCAAGGUAUGCACUCCUGCUUCCGAGAAAAGGAAAUCUAUUAAUAAGUCUAUCAAUACUAAUAAAACUCCCGAUCGUCGAGCGAGCAAAAAACUAACAAACAGUUCCGUUCUCGGCUUGUCUUCUGCUUCGAAGGCGAUAAAAAAAGGAAGCAAAGGACCCGCUCGCUUUACGCAACAACACGCCAAGGAAUUCGAGAAAAUGGAAACAAUUGCCGACUACAAAGACAAAAUAAAAGCGAGACAUGACGAUAUGACCGCCCAAGUUCCAGAUUUUGUCAAAAGAUUGGCCACUCCUAAGUCGGCCAAAGUUGUACGAAGUCGAUUGCCAAACGUAGAGAGAAACUCGAAAACCGUAGAGAAACAACCAAAAAACGCUUUGAGCAAUGUUGAUCCUUUGAAGAAAAUUGAUUUGAACACUUUCAAAUUUGGCAACGUUCCCGCUAAAGACAUCAAAUCUGUGCAAAAUAAAACAUCUGUGAAGUUUACUGCUAAGAGUAAUUCAGUCCAUACUAAUCAAGAAAGAGGAGGAAACAAACCUGACGUCAAACAACUAACCAAAGCCUUACAACUGACAAUUCCUAUUCAAAAUAGACGUCUGGAAUUCCUGAGUACUCCAAAAUCUUUAAAAUCCAAUUCAAAACAAUCUCGCGUAGGAUAUACGCCACGUAAAGGAGCAGUUAAGUUCGUUGAUACUUCAAAGUUAAGCGAUGAAGAAUUUGCCAUCGCAGUGAAGGGCGGCUUAAUUCCAAAAAGCUCGAGAGUCGUUGCUGAGUAUAACAGAGCCAUCAAGACUGACCAGCUGUUGGAUAUUAAGAGGAAAUUGAAACUUAAUUGA
Auanema sp. JU1783 is the source of this 1605-nucleotide messenger RNA. The record is from the annotation of a GenBank genome assembly. NCBI's taxonomy places the organism in Eukaryota, Metazoa, Nematoda, Chromadorea, Rhabditida, Rhabditidae.